AUGGGAUUCAACGUCUCCGAGGCCAUCUGGAGGUGGAGGUGCAGGACGUUUGGAACUGGCGACAAGAUCAAGCCUCGCUCACAGGCUCGAAACAGCGCGAGCGCCCCUGAAGAGAACGUCCAGGGAGCAGACGCGCUUAUCAAAAUCCUCUAUGAGGCCAAAGACAGCCGCGAGGACAACCGAAGAUGGGUAGAUUACCCCCCUAAGCAGCUCAGCAAGAGUGUGUCCAGGGCCCAGGAUCGAGCAGCCAUCAAAGUGUACAAGAUCGUGGACCCAGACAAGCCCGUCAUCAGCGGCCGCCCUACACUGAAAUACUUCAAGAUUACCGUCCAGAGUCCCCUCCUGGUUGCUGCACUUAAGGACAUCGUUGAGAAAGAUGAAAUAUACCUCGAAAAGACAGAGGCAGCAGAGUUCACCACCCCCUUUGCGCCGCUCUACUUCAAUGCAGACGAAAUUGCGGCGCUGCUCAAGGAUGCAGGCAAAGGCACCCCUUUCCGCGAGCAUCUCGAACUCCUCCUGACCUUGAUGGAUGACAUGUUUGCUGAAACUCGAAGUCGUAUCCAGCCGUUACAGGCCAGCGGCCUUGCCUCGUUCAAUCUGCUCUGGGCUUAUUUUCCUACUGGUGCCCCAGUAUAUAUCUGGCAAGGAGAUUGCGAGUUCCUCGGCAAAGUUAUCAAUACCGAAAUUAUCAAGUGCAAUUCGCGAUCAGUAAUGCGCCUACGUUGCAAUAUCAUGAAGUUUGAUGGUCAAGAUUACGUCUGGGACGAGUAUAAGAGUGUAAUCUGUGCCUUUGAGGGGAAUAUCCCCAUCACAGAUUUAUCCUUCUACCCGCUCAGGUUCCAUGAUGAUCCAGAGGCCGUCAAGUCGCGCCUGAUAAAGCGAGCGAGAAAGUCGCUUGAGUAUCAGGGGCUUUCUUAUGGUUCUUACACUGGUGUAGCUCUCUAUAAGAGCAAGGACGGGAUGAUCAAGCACAAUGUGGAUGGUAGGAUUCUGAUUGAUGUUGUUGGAUACAAUAAGCACCAUGAGGCUCAAAGAAACCCUGAAAACGGAGUUGAGAAUCCAAUUAAACGCAAAACGCGUAUUCUUCCAACGGAUAAGGACCCCGAGACUGAGAAGUUCGUGUUGCAUAUAACUGGGCCAAACAAUGCCAGCCUUACCGGUGGAGCUAAACCGAAGACAACAAAGCACAUUUCAAUAGAAGAACAGGAAAAGAACAAAAAAGGAAUACUUGGUCUAGGGGAUGAGAUGAUGUAUAUGUGUCCGUUCCUCGAGGGCUUCGCCCUGAAAAAUAAGGAGUGGCUCAACUUUUAUGUCGAGGAUAUUGAACAGGUCAAGUGGAAUGAUGAGGCUUAUGAUCACUUGGUAUAUGACGAACAGCAGAAGGACCUGAUACUAUCCUUUGUUGAACACCACUAUAGUUCGAUGAAGAUGUCGGAUGAUGUCAUAACUGGGAAAGGUCAAGGAUUGAAUAUUCUCCUCUCCGGACCUCCUGGCACAGGAAAAACCCUCACUGCCGAAGCAGUUGCUGACAGAUGCCGCAAACCCUUAUUUUACCUUCAGGCUGAGGACCUGGGCAUCCAGGCGGCAGAGUUGGGAAAUAACAUCAAAAAGGUAUUCGAGCUGGCCCUGGAAUGGAACGCUGUCAUCCUCCUUGACGAAGCAGACGUCUUCAUGGCAGAGCGUAACCCAAACGACAUCCACCGCAAUGAACUCGUAUCCAUCUUCCUCCGCGAACUCGAGUAUUACCGUGGUGUCAUCUUCCUGACUACUAACCUUUACGAUACCAUUGACACAGCCUUCAGAUCUCGCAUAAACCUCCAUCUGCUGUUCAAAUCGCUAUCCCCGUCCGCCAGACUUCAGGUUUGGACCAAGUUCCUGAGCCGGCUGCCUCCUUUGCCUGCCACGGCGGGCCGCAACGAGGAGAAGAGCGCCUUGGAUGAUUUGAACGAGGAACACUUGAAAGAGCUUUCCAUGUGGCAGCUGAAUGGACGUGAGAUCAAGAAUGCAGUCAAGAUGGUGAAGUCAUGGUGCGACCAGAAGGGCUAUGACAUGACUCUUUCGCGCAUGGAGAGUGGUAUUAAAGUCUCCGCGCCCCAGGCCACAAAACGAGAUUUCACUAAACCGAUGGAUUUGUAUGAUUGA
This is a messenger RNA of Trichophyton rubrum CBS 118892, 2142 nucleotides long. RefSeq lists its product as uncharacterized. The transcript is spliced from 5 exons. Lineage: Eukaryota; Fungi; Ascomycota; Eurotiomycetes; Onygenales; Arthrodermataceae. The record is from RefSeq and is a predicted model, not a curated record. The coding region runs from base 1 to 2142 and encodes 713 amino acids. Gene Ontology annotation, molecular function: ATP binding; ATP hydrolysis activity.